Lycium ferocissimum is the source of this 792-nucleotide messenger RNA. RefSeq lists its product as uncharacterized. Gene Ontology annotation, molecular function: zinc ion binding; nucleic acid binding. NCBI's taxonomy places the organism in Eukaryota, Viridiplantae, Streptophyta, Magnoliopsida, Solanales, Solanaceae. The transcript has 2 exons. The record is from RefSeq and is a predicted model, not a curated record. Bases 1 to 792 code for a protein of 263 amino acids.
AUGCAUGCUACUGAUACAGAGGCAGCAGAACUCGGAGCUUUCCAGCUGCAAGAUGUGGCCCAUAUUUGGUAUGAGACAUGGGAACAGUCCCGAGGGGAGGAUGCACCUUCUGCUACUUGGGACGAAUUUGCAGACGCUUUUAUUGAACAUUUCAUGCCAAUUGAGGUUAGAGAAGCCAAGGCUACAGAGUUUGAGAAUCUAAGGCAGAAGGACAUGACUGUUCAGGAUUAUUACCUCAAGUUCGUGUCAUUGUCCGCAUAUGCUCCUCACAUGGUUCCUGAUAUGAGAGCCGGCAAGUGUGGAAGAAAACACCCAGGGGUAUGCCGUUCGGGCACGGAUGGUUGUUUCGGGUGCGGUCAGCAGGGCCACUAUCUGAAGGAUUGCCCAUCCGCAAGACAGAAUACUGGGGGUAAUGUAGCUCACUCCACGAAUUCAGCGGUCCCUCGAAAUAAUCAGGCCCAGCAGGGGAACAAUGCAGCUAGGUUCGGAAACACAAGCGGUGGGCAAAACCGUUUGUAUGCAUUGACAGGCCGUCAGGAUACAGAAGCUCGUACAGAUGUUGUCACAGGUACACUCACAGUUUUCACUGUUGAAGUAUAUGCCCUUAUUGACCCAGGAUCCACCUUACCUUAUGAAACCCCUUAUGUUGCUAAGAAAUUUGGUAUUGAACUUGAAAAGUUGCAUGAACCUUUCGAAGUACCCACACCGGUUGGGGAAUCAGUUAUAGCUAGGCGUAUCUAUAGGGGUUGUCCUAAGAUUUACAAUGUCAGCAGAGUCAAGCCAUUAGGAUAG